AUGGGCUGCCUCCCGUGCAUGGCCCUCAAUCCAGAGGUGACGGCCCUCAACGACUGCUACCCGCCUCCCAAGGAGCUCGUCAAGGCUGCGCCCGAGUUCCAGCCCCUGUCGCAAGACCUGAGCAAGCUCACUUACACGGCCACCAACAAGCCGUCGUCGCUGGCAAAGAUCGGCGAUGAACUCGAGAAGCGCGUCACGCGCGAAGCAAAGGGCAGCAGUGGUGGUUAUCCCAAGAGCCGCGCCUCGCUGCUCAUCUCGCUGCGUAUCCUGCAAAAGCUGUUGACCGAGUGCAAGCGUGACAUUGGGCUGUUUACGCGCCAGACGAUGCGCAUGAUCAGCGCGUCCCUUGAUGUCAAGGUGUACCAGACCAACAACACGGAUCUCGAAGUGGUGUCUCGCGCGGCGUCGUGCUUUGUGGCGUUUGCGACAUACACGGAUGGCGCGUCCAUCGGCGUCGACGACUCGCUCACCCACUCGUACCUCUCGUUGCUGUCCAAGUUUGCCUCGCUGGCCACGUCGCACCCCUCAUCGGAAAAGCCCGACGUCGAAGAACAGAGCCGCGCGCGGCUUAUCGGUCUGUCGGCGCUGAGCGGCGCCGCAAACUCUGAAGCCGUGUUCUCGUCCUCGGUCGAGUUCCCCCGCCAAGUCAACGUCAUUGUCCCGGCCCUUUUGUCGAUCCUCGGCGAGGCCCCGCUCGCCGAGCUCAAGGUCACGUCCGCGAGCGUGACCACCGGCGAGCCCGUCUCGCCAUACUUCCACGAGGUGGUCGCCGGCGGCCUGCCCCCCGGUCCCCGAACGGACCGCCGCGCCCCGUCGCUGCAGGAGCAUGUUCCGGGCGAGAAGGGCCCGUCCAGCGAGGACGUCUACUCGGCGGCCUUUAGGUGCCUGUACAACCUCGUCUCCGAGUGCCAGAGCAACCAGGCCGAGCGGGUGCUUGACGUCGUGUUCAACUUCUUUGACCGCCACGGAUGGCAAGACGUCGAGCGCUGCUGCUGGAUCACAGAGCGCAUGACUGCCGCCAUGCUCCUCCAGUCGCGUUCGAUUGUGCCCACCGCGCUCGUCGACUUGCUCCUCAACAUGCCCGACGACGUUCCCCCGACCGCCAAGCACACCACCGUUGUGGCCAUGGUGACGACCGUGCUUUCGUCGUCCGUCUCCCUGGUCGGUCUCGGUGUGACGGACAUUCUCGCGUCCCUCAUCUCGGUCAUCAUCCGCCGGGUCAGCGUCGACCAGCGCGACGGCCUCAUCCCGGCCCUCGUCAACUGUGUGGCAUCCCUCGGCACCCACAUCUACUACGCCGACCAGAUCAACGACAUUGUCGAGGAAAUCGCCGUCCAGAUGGCUGCCAUCCCGUCCACGGACCCUGCGCGCCAGGAAAUCCUCCGCGUCCUCAUCCACUGUAUCACGGGUGUCAUGUCUGCCGCCGACAGGGGUGACGAGGCCGAGGCCCGCGCCGUGUCGCCUACCUCUGAGUGGCCUGAAAAGUCUGACAAGGGCAAGGGCCCGCAGCUCGAGUCGCCCGCGGUCGAGAUUCCCCGUCGCGACCUUGGCCGCCGCAACCCCAUUGCCCCCGAGGUGUGGCAGGAGACACUGCCGCUGCUCUGUGAGGCGACCUACCCGGUCCGUGCCGUGUAUGCGCGUGCUCUGCUCUUCUACCUCGAGACGGAGAUGCCGCGUGACCGCAAGCCCAGGCCCGACGAGCCCAACAUUGUUCGUUUCUGCAACGCGCUCCAGGCCGCCAUCUACACGCUCGCGGUCAGCUCGCGUCUCGGCGUUGGCGAGCCACUUCCGUCCAUGCCUGCCACGCCCAAGGAGGAGAUCCUGGAGGGGGGCAACAAGACCCGGUCGUCGACGCCACACAGCAUGACCCCGCCCCGUGGGAGCGUCACCUUCAACGUCGUCAGCCCGACCCCGGGUACCGAGACCCCGUCUGGCACCGGCCCCCUGUACGGCAACGGCCUCGGCAACGGCGUGCCCUCGCCGCGUACCUCGAUGAGCAACAACGGCUCGGCCUUCCCCGGCACGUUCAACCCGGACAUUGAGCGCACCAUGUCGCAGCGCUCGACCCACGGCGGCGCGACCCCGCCGCGCAAGCCGCUCCGUGGCGGCCGCCGCGUGUCGCUGCCCCUCAACCGCCUCCUGCAGUCGUCUCCUGAGAUCACGUCGUUUGACAACGUCGCCACCCCCUUCGACUACGCCGUCAUCCUGCGUAUCCUGGACGAGCUGAACAACUGCUGCCCCGUCGCCGCGCUGCUCACCGAGGUGCCGAUGCUGCUCGCGCUGGACCGCGACGCCGGGUGCGAGCUCAUCCGGCGCAACGCCGGCGCAGCAGAGGACUCGGCCUGGGUCCUGGAACGCAAGCGCGCGUGCCGCGAGACCGCCGCCGUGUCAUGGCGCCGGCUCGGCGUGCGCUGGGGCGUGCCCCACGUCAUCGAGCUGUCGGACCGCGCCAUCAACUCGCUCUCUGAACCCUUCAUCGUGCCAGAGUACCGUAACCCGGCCGGCCACGGCAUCGAGUUCCGCGACGAGCCCGCGCAGUUUGUGCGCGACAACACCGAGGGCGAGAGCGCCGCGUCGUCCCUGCCGCUCCUGGACGCGACCGAGCUCAUCGCCGCAUUCAGCGACGCGCCCGCCCCCAAGGCCGCGUCGAUGCGGGACGCGCCGUGGCUGCAGGCGCGCUUCAGCGCCCCCUGGUCCGUCGAGGCGGCCAUCCGCGAGAGCGUCGAGCGCUUCACGUCCCCCGUGGCCGGCAGCGACAGCGCCGCGGCGGCAACCCUCAUGGCCAUCCCCAACACGUCGUACCAGUCCCUGGGCCGCCCCGUCAGCCGCGCAGUCGACGUCAGCGACCUGCGCGAGGCGCUCGGCAACGGCGCAGCCGGCAGCGCGGCGGGCUCCAUCAUCUCCACCAGCCCCAGUACCGGUGCCGCGGGCGGGUUCGGCGCGCUGGGCAGUGGUGGCCACGGCGCUGGCGGCGCCGCUAACGCCGGCAACGCGGGCGCCGUGGGCGCCGUCGCGGGCGAGAAACGCGCCAAGCCAGACGCAAAGGAGAUCCUCAAGGAGAUCUUCAAGGACAAGAAGCCCAGCAGGGCGUGA
This is a messenger RNA of Apiotrichum porosum, 3093 nucleotides long. RefSeq names its product plasma membrane localization protein (gene EFR3). The record is from RefSeq and is a predicted model, not a curated record. Gene Ontology annotation, biological process: protein localization to plasma membrane. NCBI's taxonomy places the organism in Eukaryota, Fungi, Basidiomycota, Tremellomycetes, Trichosporonales, Trichosporonaceae. The transcript has 2 exons. Bases 1 to 3093 code for a protein of 1030 amino acids.